CGCUGUUCUUUUGAUUGCUCUCAGUCAGGGUAAGCUAUCUUGCUGAUAGCUGCAUUUUGAAGGUAAACAAGAUAUCAAAUUUAAUCCAUUAGCUCAAUAUUAGAUAUUAAUUUCUUGUUGACCAACAUUAGAAUACAAAUCUGAACAAUGAUGGUGUUUAGAAUCUAAGGUUUUAUUGUUAUUUCUAGAUUGUAGAUUACGAAUGGGUGUUGGACGUGUGGCUGGACCACCAGUGUAGUCUUGAUGAUGUGGACGAGUGUUGGACGUGUGGCUGGACCACCAGUGUGGUCUUGAUGAUGUGGCUGGGUGUUGGACGUGUGGCUGGACCACCAGUGUGGUCUUGAUGAUGUGGCUGGGUGUUGGAAAUCAGUGCUGAGUGUUUGAUGUGUCUCAAGGAUAUAUUGCUCCUCUUUUCUACUUCUGAAUGCACAUUGGGUGCUACAGUACAAGUCAUGAAUGAAAGUCUACUCUUGACAUCCACCGGGCUACUUGUGUAAGGUACAAUUAUUGGGCUUCUCGUCGUCUUGGGAACAAAUGAGAUAUGAAAUUGUAUUGAAGUCUCUAUAAAAAGUCACCAAAAUCUUACAUUCUAAUGCUAUAUUAAAGUUCAUACAGAAAAGCUGCAUUGGUGGUCAGUGUAUUAAGUUUUUAGAUAAUUUAGCAAAUUAUUACAUGAGAGCUGUCACAGAGCAGAAGCCAUGUCUGUAAUCAGUGAUUCUGAAAGUCCUCCCUCUAAAAUCACAUCUAGUAAGACAUCUUUAAGUUCAUACAGGAAAAAACCUCACCGUUGUACAGAAUGUUUCAAAGACUUUAAAGUAAAAUCAGCUCUAGUUCAACAUAUGAGAGUCCAUACUGGAGAGAAACCAUAUUUGUGUUCAGUGUGUCCAAAAACCUUUUCAAUCAGAUCAUCUCUAGUAAAGCACUUGAGAGUUCAUACAGGCGAGAAACCGUAUCAGUGUUCAGAGUGUCUAAAAGUUUUUGCAGUCAAUUCUGCUCUAGUACAACAUAUGAGAGUUCAUACAGGAGAGAAACCAUUUCAAUGUACAGUGUGUCUGAGAUGCUACUCUGGCAAGUCAUCUCUAGUAAAACAUAUGCGAAUUCAUACGGGAGAGAAACCAUUUCAGUGUUCGGUGUGUCUAAAAGAGUUUAAAGUAAAUUCAUCUCUAGUGAAACAUAUGAGAGUUCAUACAGGAGAGAAACCAUAUCGGUGUACAGAGUGUUUUAAAGACUUCUCUGAAAAGUCAUCUCUUGUGAAACACAAUAGAAUUCAUACAGGUGAAAAGCCAUAUCAGUGUUCGGAGUGUCAAAGAAACUUUGCAAUAAAAUCAAACCUUGUAAAACAUAUGAAAGUUCAUGAUGAAGACAAACCAAAUCAGUGUACAGUAUGUCUAAAAGACUUUGACACACAAUCUGCACUUGCAACACACAUGAGAGGUCAUGCAGGAAAACAGCCGCUUCAGUGUUCAGUGUGUUUUAAAGAUUUUUCACAAAAUUCUGCUCUAAUACAGCAUAUGAGAGUUCAUACAGGAGAGAAACCAUACCGUUGUUCAGAGUGUCAAAAAGAUUUCUCCGUAAAAUCAAAUCUUGUUAAACACAUGAGACUUCAUACAGGAAAGAGACCAUUUCAGUGCUCCUUAUGUCCUAAAAAUUUUAACCAAAAAUCUCAACUAGUGCAACAUUUGAAAAUUCACACAACUGAUAACAAAUAUAAAUGUUCAAUGUGUCACCAAACCUUUUUGCAAAAAUCAGCUCUUGAAAUGCAUCUGAAAGUUCAUACUGAGGACAGACAGUAUCAGUGUACAGAGUGUCUUACAUACUUCUCAGAAAAAACAUCACUUAUAAUGCACAUGAGAACUCAUUCGGAGGAUAGACCACAUCAGUGUUCAGAGUGUCUUGAAGACUUCGGAGAUAACUCAUUGUUAGAUAUACAUAUGAGAGUUCAUAAAAGGAAUAAACAACUUCAAUGUUUGGAGUGUGUUGAAGGCUUCAUAGAUGAAUCAUCUUUAGUUAACCACAUGAAAUCUCAUUCAGAGGUUAAACCACAUCAAUGUACAGUGUGUCUUGAAAUCUUCAUGGACGAGUCGUCUCUAAUUGAACACAUGCGAGCUCAUACUGGAUAUAAACCACAUCAGUGUUCAGUGUGUCUUGAAGACUUCAUGUUUGAAUCAUCUCUAGUUAAACAUAUGCGAAGUCAUAAAAAUGAUAAACCACGUCAGUGUUCAGAAUGUCUUGAAGACUUUAUGGAUGAAUCAUCUCUACUUAAACAUAUGAAAACUCAUUCAGGGGAUAAACCUCAUCUGUGUUCAGAAUGUCUUGAAGAAUUCUUAGAUGAAUCAUCACUAGUUAAACAUAUGAAUAUUCAUACUGAGGUUAAACCACAUCAAUGUACCAUGUGUCUUGAAAUCUUCAUGGAAGAGUCAUCUCUAAUUGAACACAUGCGAGCUCAUACCGGACAUAAACCACAUCAGUGUUCAGUGUGUCUUGAAGACUUCAUAUUUGAAUCAUCUCUAGUUAAACAUAUGCGAAAUCAUAAAAAUGAUAAUCCACAUCAGUGUUCAGACUGUCUUGAAGAAUUUACUGAUAAAUCAUGUCUAGUUAAACAUAUGAGAGUUCAUGCAGGUGAUAAACCACAUGAGAGCUCAGAGAUUUGUGAAGAUGUCACAGAUCAACAAACUGUAGUAAAACAUAUGAAAACUCAUUCAGUGAAUACUAUACAUCAGUGUGUAGAGUGUCAUGAAGAUUUUGAGGAUGAAUCAUCUCUAGCAAAUCACAUUAGAGGUCAUACUGGAGAGAAGCCUUAUCACUGUACAGUAUGUCUAAAAUCAUUUACAGAAAAUUCUUGCCUAUUGAAGCACAUGAAAGUUCAUGAUGAGAAAAACAUUGUUGAAUGCACCUGAAAACAUUUUAUCAAAUUUCAGUGAAAUUAUGGGUAUUCUCUUUAUUCUAGCAUUUGUGGUCAGAUGCAACUCAUUCUGUAUGCAUGCAUUGGCUAAGAGAAAAAAAACUUCCAUAUAUAUAGCUUAUGAUUGACCAAGUUGUUCUUUAGUUUGUCAGACAAUAAUUUAUCCAAAUUGAGUAAUUGUGUUAUUAUGCGUUUUCUCUAUCCAUCGUUUCUCAAACUUGGCUCAGCGGAACCCCUAGGUAACUAAGGGUUCUGCAAGAGGUAGUGAUAAAUAUGCUAAUUCUAAUCAUAUGUAAAUGUAUUUUUGUGUUUAAUUUUUCUCAUUUAACCAGCAUCAAAGUCAAAGGCAGAUAUCAUCUCCUUUCAGUUGACAAUGAAAUCCAUGUGUGUUUGUCUAAUCUAUGACCUGGAACUAUUUCAAGUGUAUGCCACAGGGGGCAAUAUUGCAUUCCUGUUGAGACCAAGUGCUCUAUCUUAACAGCUCAAAUUAUGUUGAUUGAAAUUUUAAUUGUCAUUCAUGUCAACAGUUUUCAUGCAUUUUAUUUUAUUUUGUACUCUUGCAAAUUUCAUCUAAUGGUUUAUAGUUCUCAUCUGUCUGGGGAAUUGCUGUUCGAAGGCUUGCUACUUGUAAAAAUUCUUUUAUGAUUAAGUACAAGAAAUGUUUGUUAAAUGAUUUACUAAAAUAGGUGUAAAUGUUAAAUGCCAGAUUGCUGUGCUUAGCAUAGUUGAAUGACACAAGUAUUUAGUGUGUGGUGCACUCUGCUCUACACCUCUCACAUUCUUCUCCACAAAGUGCACGAUUCUCCCCUGGUCCAGUCUACACCUCCCCAGGCCCCAGGAAUCCAAGGUAGGUUUAUGUGGCAAUGUGGUGAAAGCUUUUAAUUAAGGAUGGAAAGCUUGAUGUGACAUGUCUGUGUAAAACAAAGCUGAAAGAAAUUUAAAGGUUAGAAUGACAUUAAGUAAAUGUAUGAGUGAAAGUAGAAAAGAAGAGAGAGUAAGACAGAUUUAAGUCUGGAAAUAAAUUAAGUAUAGUAUGGGACAAUGACUGACUUAGUGUCACAGUUCAAAGUGCCUGCAUGUAAUGACAGAAGAGAGAGAGAGAGAGAGAAAUUAAAGUGCUGUGUAUAGUAGUGUAAAGAAUGAGAUGAAUAUAAUCUCACCAGUAAAAAAUGAGAACCAAGAACAUCUGGUAUACAGAAAUUAUUAUAGUUGGUAUGAUGGAAUAGUACAACCCAUCCUCCUCUUCAGGUACUACUUAAAGUAACAGUGAGGAUUAUCGUACAUAUAUUAACAUACAAGGCAAUUAGAAAGUAAAAAUCGGUACUAUUGAAUUUGGACAAACUGCAAAAAUUUUCGUACUGAGGUUGCAAGGAAAACUUAACCUAAUCCUUCUAGGCCUAAUGCAUGUUUUCUGAGGCCUAAUAUAGUACAUAUACUGUAUAUGCUAUAAUAGGCCUAAUAAUAUUUAAGUUUGUUUUCUGGGGGAGCCCCUUCGGCUCCCCGGAGCUAU
This is a messenger RNA of Procambarus clarkii (red swamp crayfish), 4412 nucleotides long. The record is from RefSeq and is a predicted model, not a curated record. Lineage: Eukaryota; Metazoa; Arthropoda; Malacostraca; Decapoda; Cambaridae.